Molecule: messenger RNA, 2528 nt
Organism: Westerdykella ornata
Lineage: Eukaryota; Fungi; Ascomycota; Dothideomycetes; Pleosporales; Sporormiaceae
Product: FAD-binding domain-containing protein
Exons: 4
Coding region: 403-2034 (543 amino acids)
Molecular function (GO): oxidoreductase activity; FAD binding
Source: RefSeq, a predicted model, not a curated record
CGAGGCGCACGCAGUUUGAGGACACUAGUCGUCCUUUAGGGGCUUUCACAUUCACACAGCGCGAUGGAGCCUUGGAUUUGAUGGCACCCCACCCAGUGAGGAGGCUUUUCGCGUUAUUCUUAAUAUCCGUCUGUUACUGAUGGAGCCUGUUGGAUCGGCCCCCGGAUCAGCUAAAAUCCGUCCAGAAUACGGGCAGCUGCAUCAGGUCGACGAACCAUCUUCAACUGUGCCUCGAAUCAUGCACUUUCAAAUGCAGCGUGGGGCCCAAGCGAUGAUUUUGGCUUGCUGGAUAAGAAUGCAUGGUUGUCCCCCCUUCUUAAGGUCCCAUCAUUCAUUCUUUCUCUCUUCGUCUCAUUUCCCAACCUUUGGGAACGUUGAAGUGUCACUGCCACAGCUGCAGGCAUGAAGGUAUCGUCUUUGCUUACUGCGAGCGCCUUCGCAGCGGGUGCCGUUGCUCAAGCUUUCGAGGACGUUGAUUUCAAUGUCACGGAAGCCCUGCUUCAAAACCACUUCGACGUAACCCUAGCUCCGGAACUCUUGGAAUUCGUUAACAAUGGCCAACUGGGCUCAAAACGCUCUCUCCCCGAGCCUUGCGCGACUGCAUGCAAGUCCUUAAAAGCCGUGUACGGUUCAUCGAAGCUCAUCUCCCAGGGAACCACUGAGUACACCGCCUUUCAAGCCGCAUACUGGUCGAACCAGCAAGCUUCUGUCAGCCCACGCUGCGUCUUCAAGCCAUCCGAACCAAUUGAGGUUUCAUCUACCGUCCUCAUCUCGCGUCUUACUCAGUGUCCUUUCGCGGUCAGAGGCGGGACCCAUGCAUCUUUCGCGGGCGCAUCCAGCAUCGAAGGCGGGAUCACAUUAUCUAUGGAGAAUCUGAACCAAAUCAAGGUUUCUUCGGACAAAAAGACCGUGGAUGUGGGCCCCGGGAACCGGUGGGCGUCUACGUACCAGGCGCUCGAAAAUCACGGCCUGGCUGUAGUUGGUGGGAGAAUGUCGCCCGUCGGUGUCCCGGGUCUCGUCCUUGGUGGCGGCUUCUCGUUUUUCUCCAACAAGCUGGGCUGGGCGUGCGACAAUGUUGCAGCCUUUGAGGUAGUCACUGCUUCGGGUCGCAUUAUCACUGCAAACGCCACGCUGUUUCCUGACCUCUACUGGGCCCUGCGCGGCGGCGGCAACAACUUCGGUAUCGUCACCAACUUCAAACUUUAUGCGUUUGAACAAGGUAAGAUGUGGGGUGGCCAGCGAAUCUACGCUGAGAACCAGUUCGAAAAAGUGAAAGAUGCCAUAUUCAAGUUCGGCAACGAAACAUCCUCCACCGACACGGAUGCAGCCCAGAUUGUGUCCUUCGCUGCGAUACCAAGGCUCGGCAAUGUCGCUAUCACCCAACUCCACUACGCAAAACCGGUUGCCAGUGCCCCCAUCUUCAGUGACUUCAACGUCAUUCCAGCCAUCUCCGAUAACACGGACGUGCGGCUCCUCAGCGAGCUCGCCAUCCUCAUGAAUGAAGGCAGCCACGACACCGGCCUUCGCCAGGUCAUGUGGGAUGUGACCUUCAAGCUGGAUCGAGGAAUUUUCGACUUUCUUACCGCCACGUUCUUCGCCGCCGUGCCAUCGCUGUCUGAUGUCGAAGGACUCUUCGCAGCCAUUUCCAUCCAGGCGAUCACCGAGGGCCAGUUGACGGGCAUGCAGCGCAACGGCGGGAAUGCGCUGGGUCUCAAACCAGAGAAGGGCCCGUUCUUCAUUAUGAAUAUGGGUUCUUCGUGGACCAACCCUACCGACGACUCCCGCCUUUACAAGUUCCUUAACGAUAUCACAGAGACCGUUAAGGCAUAUGCGAAGAGCAAGGGUAUCGACAAUGAUUUUGUUUAUCUAAACUAUGCAUCGGAGUUUCAGGACCCUAUUGCUAGCUAUGGGGCUGAUAAUGUUGAGCGCCUGCGAGCAAUCAGCAGAAAAUACGACCCUGGGCAGGUGUUCCAGAGGCUCCAACCUGGUGGCUUCAAGCUGAGUGGAGGACCUCCAAAUCAGUCAGAACCAUAGGGUGAAGAUCUUUGGAAACCAAGGAAGGCGGGGUUUUCUCGAGGAGAAGUAUUAGGGGCAGGAGGAAGAGGUUCUUGACUUGCGUCGCUUGCAAACAGAAGAGAUCCUGCAGGAGGAAUACUCUUCUUCGAUCCUGAGUUCUUAGGUUCCUCUAGGCCGCCUGCUUCUCGGAAGGCAUUCGUAUCAAUGUUACCUAGUGCUGCUGUGAGGUUGCUUAUUACUCGUCUAUGGCAUCUCUGCAGCAGCAUUAACCCUUUACCUAGGUACUGUGUUGACAUGUGUCGUCGUAUUACACUUCCUCGGCGGCGCAUGUUCACUCGUCACUCGCGUCAUCGAAUUGCACUCACUCGGUGAAGCACAUUGUUUUUUUUUUUAUUGGCUCUGUUUCCUUGUGGAACUAGUCGAGGAAGAAUAGCGCAGGAAACGGAAGACGACUGAAUCUAUGCAUGGACAAGAGCUCGCCCAUCAAAGGACCUCGCGACUCGCAGGAAUGA